UUAUUUUAAAAUUUGUUUAUUGUUGAAACAUGCUUACAAAUCAUGAUAUUAAUUCUAUUUAUUUAUUUGCUUUCAGGAAUUUAAGAACAUGCAAGGAUGAAUUUUACUCUGCCCUACUUGAUGUAAUUUAAAUUUUUGUUUUACGAUGGAGUAUUUUUCACUUUGUUCAAACAUUAGCCAAGAGGAAAAGAAGAAAUUUAAUCUUGAUUUUCAAGAAGUUGUUCGCAAAAUCUCUGAAUUAAAUAUGUAUAAUAAUUCAUUUGAGAAUCCUUAUGACAGAUGUGCUUUCAUGUAUAAAAAUGCUCCCUGCAUCAUUAGUUUUAUCAAAGAUUGUGUUGACAAAUAUUUGAUUAAUUGUCCUCUUGCAAAGGAUGUGAUUCUAAAAUUGAAAGAUCGUAAAAAUUUGAAUUUUAUCUCAUUUACUUUAGGUCCAGCUCUUGAUUAUUUGUCUUUUUGCUUGGCUCUCUCUAACAGUUUUCACAUAAGUUUUAUGCCUUCCUUUCAGAAUCUGACAGUGAUUUCUAACACAGCUCAGUGGAAACAUGCAUUGCAGUCGUUGGUGGAAUCUCUAAAAACGGGAUUUCUACCAUUUCCAAUUUCUUCUCUUCCUAACACUUACAGUAUUAACCAUAAUCCCAAUGUGUUAUUUAAUGUUAAGCAUAAAGUUCUAGUAGGAAAUGCUGAUAUUGUUUUCAUGGUGAAGACUCUGAACUUUUCAAAACCGAAUGAAUUUGAAGAAAGAAAGGUUUAUUUUCAGAAUAUAAUUGCUGCAAUGAAAAUAAAGAGCUACUUAUUUUGCAUUGAUACUAAACCAAGUGUUUCAGCCAUGUUUGAAACUCUAAAUCAGACACCAGGUAAAUUAAUUUAUGCUCCUGUAUUUAAUAACUUUCAGAUUGAGGAAAAAUUCAAAUUUCCUGAAUCUCUUAAAGAAACUUAUAGGUGUCUUCCAACUGUAAUGGCACAAGGAUGUUUUUUUGUAUGGGAGAAGGCAGCAUUGAAUUUAACUGUGCCAGAUUUAUGGCCAACGAAUUUGAGUAAUUUGCUCCAAACAAGUACUUUGUUUAAUAAUAAUAAUAAUACUGAUGUUUUUCCUUCUUCUGUUGGAACAACCCAAUAUUCUGUCAUUGCUGAAAAUGUUGAAAAAACUUUUAGUAGUGAUGACCAAUGCAAAAGCAUAGCUUGCAUUUCCAGUAAAAGAGAUAUCAGUGAUGUAAUUCACAAUGCCUGGCCUGAUAAACUUAUUACUUUAUACAGUGUUUUCAGUAGUAGAAAAUGUGACAAAGAUCUAGAAAACAAUGCAAAUUCAAAUGUGAAAUUGUCUGAACCAUCUACAAAUUUGGAAAUGAAUGCUUUUAUGGAGCAAGAUAUUGAGUCAAUUUUAUCUGAUAUUUGUGAGACAAUAGAUUAUGAUCAGAACACCCUUUCAAAAUUAAAUAUUGCACCUAUAUUAUUUAAAUCAUUUUCUGAUCUCUCUAUUACAAAAGAUAAACUGGCUUCUGAUGAAAGUUGCUCAGCAAGUCCGCUUUCUUUUGAUACAUUUCCAGAGAAAAUUGGAGAUAAAAAUAAUAUUCAGGACCAACGAACUGAAAUGGUAAAUGAUAAUGGAUUUGGCCAUAAACCCAAGUCUGUAAUACCAAAUCCUGAUGUCAGAUGCCAAUCAGUUUUAGAUGAUUUGCCAAAUAUCACUGAUAAUACUUUCAUAAAGAGUCGAAUUGCAUCAAAUAAAAAUGUGCCAAAUGUUGCUCCUCUUCAAUCUCUUAGUAAUCUAGCUGAAAUAGAUGGAGAUUUGUCAAAUAUUGCUCAUCAUUCAUUUAUGAGUAGCCAAAAUGAGUUUAAUAAUACUCACCAUCCUCUUAUAAAAAGUCCAGUACCACGAACUAAAGAUUUGACAAGUGCCAUACAACACUCAUCUGAUAGAAUAGAACCAAUUAAACGAAAUGGAGAUUUGUCAACUUAUGCUCAUCAACCUAUCAUUGAUUCUCCAACCGAACCGAAUAGAGAUAUUUUUAAAUUUCCAUUUUUGACUUCUGAAUAUGUAUCUGCUAAUAAUUCUGAAGGAUAUUUUACUAAAGAAAUUUCUUCAUUAGAAAUUGCAGAAUUGAAUAGCAAGUCAAUGCAGAAUCAGCAAGUAAAAUCUACUUCUGAAUCCUUAAAUAGUGCUUUAGUUUCAGAUGAUUCUCUAACUUCUUUGAAAACAAAAUCUAGAACUAGGAAACGAAAAAUGAAAAAGUUACAGAAUGUCACUAUGCAGUCUAGUAAUAUGAACAAUAGCAAAGAUCUUUUAAACACUCCUCUUUAUUCCAGUGUGUUGAGGGCAUCAACUUUAAAUACUACAACAAGUUCCUCUUUGGGUUUGAAUGAAGGUUUUAAUACAGAGUCUGUUGGUUUAACACUAACUGGGAAAGGACUAAUUAAUGAGCCCUAUAACUCUGGCCCUAUAAAAAAUGGAUUUGAUUUUAUGGAUGAUGACAAGACCUCGAGCUGUUCUAGUAUAAAUGCUUGUCGAAGUUCUUUAAAGCACCAAAAAAAUGAUAAGUUUGAGCAAACUGCUUCCGUUUCUCAAAGGUUACAAAAAUCUGUUUAUAGUAACACUAACGUAAAAAAUAAUGAUGCAACUAAUUCUUCUGAGAUUCGACUUUUGACUAACAGAAUUAAAUCACUCAUCAGUGAGUUUGAUCAAAUAACCAGUCUAAAUCAAAAUGAUACUACUCUCAGAAGAAACAUAGCAAUAGCGCCCUGUCAUAGUCAUCUAUGUAAGGCCAAUUCAUCAUGCAAAAAUGCUGUUAGUAAUGAUCUCUUCAACCUCAGUAAAACUUCAAGUAUAUCAAAUGGUCCUCCUAAUUUAAGUGAAAAUGCAGAAAAUGAAAAUUCAAAAUUGGAGGCGGAGGAAUUUCAAUCUUCCUCGUGUUGUCAACCACAAUUACCUUCGUGCUGCUUAUCCCAAAGCAGUUGCCACCAAUGCUGUAGGUGUCAAAAAUUGCGUGGGUGUGUGUGUCUUCUCUCUCCAAAUUGUCCCCUUCAUGGUUGUUUUCACUGCGUAAAUUAUGCUCCUUCAUGUGAUCCGGCAUGCUCCAGAGCAUCUCAAUGUAAACAAGCAUGUUCCAGAGCUUCCUUGCACGAACAAGCAAGCCCAACAGUUCCAAAUAUUGUGAUACCAUUACAAAAUGUUACUCCUGAUACUCUUGCUCAAAUUUUAGCUGCUUUAAAGGUCACUAAUUUAGACUCUUAAAAGUAGAUAAGAGCGUGCUGAGCUUAAAAAAUCAGGGGUUAAUUCUUUCUAUUGUUGCCGUCCAAUAAGCAAUCAGUCAUCACAGUGAAGUUAACUAAUCUUAUAGUCAAACAUAGAUAUUAUCAGCAACUUUUUUCCAAACUAAGAUUAUUCUAGUUCUGAAGUUCGUUGCUCCUUUUAACACAGAAACAACUGUGCUUGUUACGUAAUAAAACUGAUUAAACCCCUUUCCUGGCUUUGAAUAUCAACAAAAGUUGUGGCAAUUAUUUACCUAGAAAAUAAGAGUUGUGUUUCUAAUUAUCCUAAUUUUUGUUUCUCUGAAAAUUGUUGUAUAUUUUUUUCAUUUAAAGUUAAAAAAAAAUUUAGUAUGUAAAGUUAUUUUUUUAAAUUUUAUUUUUGAUUAUUUUCUUUUCUUAAUCAAAUUUACUUUUUAUUAAAAGUUUUUUUUUUUAUCAAGAAUAAAAAAUUUGAGUACAUUUUUAUCUGAAUUUCAUGAUAGAUUUCUUUUUCUGAAUUUCUGCAUAGAUUUCUUUUUAAGAAUGACAAUAAAAACUUGAUAAAAUUACUAUUUUGUAAAGAUUUACUUAAUGUAGAUCUACUUAAUGUAAUGUUUAAUUAUAUGUAGAUUUUGUAAAGAUCUACUGAAAUGCAAUAGUCUUUAGUUUUUAAAGAGUGAUCAAAAUGCUUUUUAUAUAACAUGUAUUUCACUAUUUAUCACUUUUGACACCCAAUAAUAUUCUUAUGUGAAAUUGGUCUUCUUACAAAGUGAGACUUGUUGAUUGUUAAUUUGUAAAGUUGAUUGUUAUUUUUAUAAAGAUAAUCUAAUUAUACACAGUAAAAACUAUACUACUUACUGUAAUACUACUUAAAUAAUGCAUAACAUUCAAAGAAUGUUAAAAUUAUUUUUGAUAUAAUUUUCGGAUUUUACUACUACGUACUACAUAUUGUUUUUGCUAUUACCUAUUGCUACGUACUACCUACUGGUCUCUCUGCACAUAAGAGAGACAAACAAUUUUACAGAAUUUACUCAAAAAAUUUGCUAUCACUUAUAGAUUUAAAAGUGAAUUGUUAAAAUUAUUUUUUGUGACAGUUAUUCUUUGUUAAUGGUUCUUAUGAUUUAUCUUGGGUUCAUUUUGAACAAAGUAUGUUGUUACAGGAGCUUGGAAACAGAGAAAUACUAUAAAAUUAGGCUUCAUACUUAUAGAUAUUUUAUAUGCUAUGACAUGUUCGUAAUAUAUCAGUUUAAAAAAAAAAGCGAGUGUUUCAUUUGAAGUUUUUCAUUGAUUUAAAAAUGUGUUAAAUAAAAUUCAUUUCAUUUGUUGUUAAUAGAUUUGAAGGAAUAAGAAACAUUUUCAUGUUAACUUUCUUUGGGAAUAAAACUUAAAUAAUGUUGAAACAAGAAUAAUUUUCUAAAAGUCUUUUUUUUAUAUACAAAAAAACCCCUUUAAUUUUAGUCUGUGUGUGAGUGACACAGUAGUAGAGAAGAAUUUGUCAACAUGUACUUUUGUUUUAUAUGUAUAUUUUCUUUAUAUUUUGAAUGUCUACCACACAUUUGGCAAUCAUAUGUCCUCCUGGUACUUAAUGGGCAAUACUUUUGUUGUCUUUUUUGUGGGCACUUUAUAAGUGGAUCAACACCACCAUAACAACAUAAGAAAGACACAACAGACAGAGAAACUACAUCUGUGCCCUAAGGGGGAUUCAAUCAUGGGACCUUUUUUGACAUAAGGUCAGCUCCUUGAUCACCAGACAACCGGGCGGCAUGUAAAUAAAAAUACAUUUACAUCACAAGAUUGUGGUUAAGAGAAUAAAUCAAUUCUAAUAAAAAUGUAAAUUAGUGGAAAAUAUAAUAAAUAAUUAUCUCUUAAAUAAUCAAUAUGUUAUUCUUUAAACAGGGAUUUCACACUUAACCUGUAGUUAAAUUGCAGGCCUUUUUAGGAACAUUUUAAAGCCAUUCAAAUCUGGACAUAUUGAAAAUCUAGUUGUAUGUUAUAGUAAAUAAUCACCACCUAUUCUUUUUUUUUAAAGAUAAUUAGAAAUAUAAUUGUUAUAGCUAAUUGAAAUGUUUUUUUUUUAAUGUAACUUUUAAUAAAUAAAUUUUAUUAAAUGUUAUUUUUUGUUUUAGUUUCUUCAAAUUUAUGUAAUCAAAAGAAGUUACAUGUAACGAUUUUACAUUUAUUCUAAAAAGGUUCUGUUCUGAAAGAGUGUAGCAGCAUCCUAAUUUCUGAAAAAUAUUUCAAUGCUACAUAAAAUUAAAUGCUUUCAGGUUGAUUGGGCAAAAGUUAGUUCUUUUA
Parasteatoda tepidariorum (common house spider) is the source of this 5520-nucleotide messenger RNA. RefSeq lists its product as uncharacterized. Lineage: Eukaryota; Metazoa; Arthropoda; Arachnida; Araneae; Theridiidae. The record is from RefSeq and is a predicted model, not a curated record.